Messenger RNA from Trichoplusia ni (cabbage looper), 858 nucleotides. RefSeq names its product creatine transporter-like. Bases 138 to 827 code for a protein of 229 amino acids. The transcript has 4 exons. Gene Ontology annotation, biological process: sodium ion transmembrane transport. The record is from RefSeq and is a predicted model, not a curated record. Lineage: Eukaryota; Metazoa; Arthropoda; Insecta; Lepidoptera; Noctuidae. Gene Ontology annotation, molecular function: glycine transmembrane transporter activity. Gene Ontology annotation, cellular component: membrane.
UAAGAUCCACGAUUUUGUUCACAUUUCAGUCGUGGUUUGUGCUACGUCGAGACAUAAUCACCAAAUACAUACCAAAGUGCGGAGUGAUGAGCGAGAGUGUCGACGAAGUGCAAAUAAAGUAAAAAGUUUUAAUAAUUAUGGCUGGUGGCGAUUACGCUAUGAAUAAGGCCGAACCGAACGGAAAACCAGUGGAAGUAGUUAAUAAUGAUAACCCAGAGCGAGCCUCAUGGGGUCGCCCCUUGGAGUUCAUCCUCGCCUGUCUGGGAUACGCCGUGGGUCUGGGUAACGUCUGGAGGUUCCCCUACCUAGCCUACAGAAAUGGCGGCGGUGCUUUCCUUAUACCAUUCUUCCUCAUGUUAUUAAUUAUUGGGCUUCCCAUCUUCUUCCUCGAGUUGUACGUUGGUCAGUACACCGGUAUUGGACCCCUGCAGGCUUUCUCCGCUAUAUCGCCUUUCUUCAGUGGCCUUGGAUACUGCACUCUGGUCGUCAUCACUCUGAUCUCCAUCAACUUCAUGAUUAUCAUCGCGUGGACUCUGUUCUAUACCAUUGUGUCUAUCGCCGGGAAUUUGGAUUGGGGAUCUUGUGAAAAUCCCUACAAUACUGAUGCUUGCUACAGCGGUGAAUACGACAAAGCUUGCCGAGAAAACAAUACAGGCGCAGCUUCUGAUCUUACUUAUUACAUGAGACAGUGUAUGAGCAUCGGACAAAUCUGUAUGGACACCGGAUUCUUGCCAUACGACGGAAAUUAUUGCAUGAAUGUGACUGAAACCGUGCCUUGGUACUCAAAUGCUACCAGGAUUUUGGCUUCUGAAGAGUAUUACAAGUAAGUGUGAUUGUGUGGUACCGUACAUUUGAGAA